AUGGCGACCAGCUCCAGCUCUAGCUCGACGACCGAGUGGCCGCUGCGAGCUACGACGGUUGUGGUAUGUCGCGAGUGUCUGCCGGGGGCGCUGGCCCACGUGGCCAGGCGGAUCGACGCGUACCUCGACAGCUUCUCGCCCUGUGGGGACGCCCUGGUGCGCGCGUGUCGACGCGGCUUCUCCCUCCGGGCGUUGGAGUACGUGGCCGCGAGGGAGAACGACCCCUGCAGAGAAGACGUGGCGAGGGCGGCGGCGCGCUCCGGGCGGUGGCUUUGGGCUAAUCGAGAGGAGGUCUGCACGCCACUCGCAGUCAUUGGGGCGGCCAGGAACGGGAGGCUCGAGAUGCUGCAGUGGCUCGAGCAGAACGUCCCCGUGGUUCAGUGGCUCUACCCGAAGCAGAGCGACCGCAGGAGCAGCGAGUUGAGGCUGGCGCUGACGUUUGCGGCAAGAAGAGGACACGAAGACGUGGUGCACUGGCUGCAUUCGCAACGCACACUGCCGAGUCACGUGUGCUAG
This is a messenger RNA of Phytophthora sojae, 516 nucleotides long. RefSeq lists its product as hypothetical. The transcript has 3 exons. Gene Ontology annotation, molecular function: protein binding. The record is from RefSeq and is a predicted model, not a curated record. Lineage: Eukaryota; Oomycota; Peronosporomycetes; Peronosporales; Peronosporaceae. The coding region runs from base 1 to 516 and encodes 171 amino acids.